This is a messenger RNA of Raphanus sativus (radish), 2334 nucleotides long. RefSeq names its product probable clathrin assembly protein At4g32285. The transcript has 2 exons. Gene Ontology annotation, biological process: vesicle budding from membrane; clathrin coat assembly; clathrin-dependent endocytosis. Lineage: Eukaryota; Viridiplantae; Streptophyta; Magnoliopsida; Brassicales; Brassicaceae. Gene Ontology annotation, cellular component: clathrin-coated pit; clathrin-coated vesicle. Gene Ontology annotation, molecular function: 1-phosphatidylinositol binding; SNARE binding; clathrin heavy chain binding. The coding region runs from base 206 to 2107 and encodes 633 amino acids. The record is from RefSeq and is a predicted model, not a curated record.
UCUAAAGCCACUUCAUCUUGGACUCGUUCGAUGAAUAAGUCGUAAAAAAAAAUGAGAUCUUCUUCUUCACCUUCUUCAUAGAUCUCAGAUCCCGAUUCCGUCUCCUCCACACAUCCAACGCCGGAGUAACACCUCGUUUCCAUCUCUCUCUCUCUUUCUAUCUCCCCUCAGAUCUAGCGAAGAAAGAGUUGACUCAAAGCAAACCAUGGCGUUGAGCAUACGCAAAGCGAUCGGCGUGGUGAAGGACCAAACAAGCAUCAGCAUAGCCAAAGUAGCCAGCAACAUAGCUCCAGAUCUGGAAGUCGCGAUCGUCAAAGCCACCAGCCACGACGACGACCAGUCCACGGAGAAGUACAUCCGCGAGAUCCUCAGCCUCACCUCCCUCUCCCGCGGCUACGUCCACGCCUGCGUCACCUCCGUCUCCCGCCGUUUAGGAAAGACGCGCGACUGGAUCGUCGCGCUCAAGGCCCUGAUGCUCGUCCACCGCCUCCUCAACGACGGCGACCCGCUCUUCCAGGAGGAGAUCCUCUACGCGACCAGGCGAGGCACGAGGAUCCUCAACAUGUCUGAUUUUCGCGACGAGGCUCACUCCAGCUCCUGGGACCACUCUGCUUUCGUUAGGACGUAUGCUAGUUACUUGGACCAGAGGCUUGAGUUGGCUCUUUUCGAGAGGAAAGGUAAAAACGGUGGGGGGAGUAGUAGUCACCACAGUAAUAACGGUGAAAACGAUGGUUAUGGUCGGUCUAGGGAUGAUUUUCGAUCUCCUCCCCCUCCGAGAGGUUAUGAUUAUGAGAACGGUUACGGUAUGCCUAAGAGGUCUCGUUCUUUUGGUGAUAUGAGUGAGAUUGAGAAGAAAGAUGUGACUCCUCUUAGAGACAUGCCUCCGGAGAAGAUUUUUGGGAAGAUGGGACACUUGCAGAGGCUUCUCGAUCGGUUCUUGUCUUCUCGACCUACCGGUUUAGCUAAGAGCAGCAGGAUGAUCUUGGUCGCUAUGUACCCGAUCGUGAAAGAGAGUUUCAGGCUUUAUGCGGAUAUUUGUGAAGUUUUGGCUGUUCUUCUUGAUAAGUUUUUCGAGAUGGAGUAUACGGAUUGCGUGAAGGCCUUUGAUGCUUACGCUAGUGCGGCGAAACAGAUUGAUGAGCUCAUUGCGUUUUACCAUUGGUGUAAAGACACUGGUGUGGCGAGAUCCUCUGAGUAUCCUGAGGUUCAGAGGAUCACGAGUAAGUUGUUGGAGACGCUUGAGGAGUUUGUGAGGGAUAGAGCUAAGAGGGGUAAGAGUCCUGAGAGGAAAGAGAUUGAAGCUCCUCCUCCUGCUGCUCCGGUGGAGGAGCCUGAACCUGAUAUGAACGAGAUCAAAGCGCUUCCUCCUCCAGAGAACUACACUCCUCCACCUCCUCCUCCACCGGAGCCUAAGCCUGAGCCGAAACCGCAAGUAACCAAUGAUCUAGUUGACCUGAGGGAGGAUGGUGUCAGCGCUGAUGACCAAGGGAACAAGUUUGCUCUCGCGCUUUUUGCUGGUCCUGCUAGUAGUAAUGGGAAAUGGGAAGCUUUCUCCUCUGAUAACAGCGAGGUGACAUCAGCUUGGCAGAAUCCAGCAGCUGAGCCAGGGAAGGCGGAUUGGGAACUUGCAUUGGUCGAGACAGCUAGUAAUCUUGAGCAUCAGAAAGCCGCAAUGGGCGGUGGUUUAGACCCGUUGUUGCUCAACGGCAUGUACGACCAAGGAGCUGUUAGACAACACGUGAGCACCUCGGAGUUAACAGGUGGAAGUUCAAGCAGUGUCGCCAUGCCUUUACCGAGUAAGACCAACAGCCAUAUAUUAGCACUCCCUGCACCUGAUGGAACCGUUCAGAAAGUGAACCAAGACCCUUUCGCUGCUUCACUAACGAUCCCACCACCUUCGUAUGUGCAAAUGGCUGAGAUGGACAAAAAGCAGUAUCUAUUGACUCAGGAGCAGCAGUUAUGGCAGCAGUAUCAGCAAGAAGGAAUGAGAGGUCAAGCUAGUUUGGCUAAGAUGAGUCCAGCCCCAAACGCAAUGCCUUAUGGGAUGCCACCGGUUAACGGGAUGGGACCGCCACCGAUGGGGUAUUACUACAACAACCCUUACUGAUUUCAUUUGGCUUUUGUUCUUUUUCUUACAUAAAUAUUAUAUAUUUUCCGAGCAAUAUAAUUACUUUGUGUUACAAUCCUGUUUCUUCUUGUAUUGUUUCCGGUCAUAUGGCUCUGCUUGGAACGUGUGAGACUUUUUCUGUUUUGAGUUUGAUUAAUAAAGUCAUCCAUAAACAUUUUUUCUUGAAUUUGUAAAAUAUUGUAUUCUUAUGAGAUCGCUUGGUUGUC